AGAGAAAGAGAGAAAUAUUCGUAGAGAGAAAUAUUUAUAGAGAGAAAAUGUCAGGAAGAGGGAAAGGAGGAAAGGGAGGAGCAAAGAGGCAUAGAAAAGUAUUGAGAGAUAACAUCCAAGGUAUUACUAAACCAGCGAUAAGAAUAUUAGCAAGAAGAUGUGGUGUUAAACGAAUCAGUGGAUUGAUUCAUGAAGAAACAAGAGGUGUUCUUAAGAUCUUCUUAGAGAAUGUGAUUCGUGAUGAUGUUACGUACACUGAACAUGCUAGAAGAAAGACUGUUACUGCUAUGGAUGUUGUCUAUGCUCUUAAUAGACAAGGAAGAACCCUCUAUAAAUUUGGGGGUUAGGGUUUGAUUUUUCGCUGUUUUUGUAAAGAAUGUUUGAGAUUAGGAUUAAUUUUUUUUCCUCUUUUCUUUCGGGUUUAAAUGUAUUUGGAAAUGUACUUAAUCCAAUAUUUUCUCUCAUUUUCAAUUUCUCCAAUCAACAAAUCCAAU
Molecule: messenger RNA, 494 nt
Organism: Papaver somniferum (opium poppy)
Lineage: Eukaryota; Viridiplantae; Streptophyta; Magnoliopsida; Ranunculales; Papaveraceae
Product: histone H4-like
Exons: 1
Coding region: 48-347 (99 amino acids)
Biological process (GO): nucleosome assembly
Cellular component (GO): nucleosome
Molecular function (GO): protein heterodimerization activity; DNA binding; structural constituent of chromatin
Source: RefSeq, a predicted model, not a curated record